Molecule: messenger RNA, 1563 nt
Organism: Talaromyces atroroseus
Lineage: Eukaryota; Fungi; Ascomycota; Eurotiomycetes; Eurotiales; Trichocomaceae
Exons: 4
Coding region: 1-1563 (520 amino acids)
Source: RefSeq, a predicted model, not a curated record
AUGGCCACCUCACUGAUUGCUUUUCUGCUUGCGCUGUUUACCUUGUGGCCAUCUUCUAUUUUCCUCGGCCAAGCAACUCGCUACGCCGAGGCCCCUCGCUUCAAGCAUCCAACUGUCCCAGGUAGAAACCGUAGCACAGUUCAAAAUGCACGCGAUGUCAUCUGCCCGCAGGCUAUGCCGGGAUGGCUCUUGUACGGCACAGUUGUGCCUGUCACCAAAGAGAACCUUCCACCGGUGAACCCGCGCACAUCCGAAGACUGUUUAUUUCUAGACGUCUUAUUGCCCCAACGUGUGUGGAAGGAACGAGCAAGAGCAACAAGACGUGCCCCGGUGCUCGUGUGGAUUCACGGGGGUGGCUAUACGCUUGGCUGGAAAGAUGCGAGCGGGCGAGGAAACGGCUUGGUAGCACGAAGUGAGUGGCAUAAUCAAGAAGGAGUGAUCUUGGUAUCGAUCAAUUAUCGCCUUGAUCUUUUUGGUUGGAUGAAUGGCGAGGAAGUGACUUCCAAUAUUGGUUUGCUGGACCAGCGCCUUGCUUUGGAAUGGGUUCAAAACUACAUUCAUCUGUUCGGUGGUGAUGCAGAUAAUGUAACCAUCAUAGGCGAGUCGGCCGGUGGUGGAUCUGUUGAAGCCCAUCUGACAGCGUACGGAGGACGCAUUGAUGGCAAGUCUCUGUUCAAAGGGGCCAUUGCACAAAGCCCGUUUCUUGUGCCGGAACUCCCAUACGCCAAUUCUUAUGUGAGCAGCGUGGCCAAGUAUGGGAGUGUAUCGUCAAUUGCAGAUCUACAGAGUAUGUCAACAACCGACUUGCAGACGCUCAAUGCUCUCGUCGUUGGGAACACGCCUGUCUUUGGGACAUUUACAUUCGGUAUCACCGUCGACGGCGAUUAUGUCCCUGACCUCCCUAGCAAACUGUCGCAACGAGGAAGAUUCGACAAGACUGUUCAUGUGAUGACCGGGCAUAAGGGAGAUGAAGGCUCUCGCUUUGUGCCCAGUACUAUAGUCACCAAUGACUCCUCGUAUCGAGAAUUCCUACAAUCUGUCUUUCCAUCAUUGACAGACAGCCCUGCAGAACUGUCCUUUAUCACACAAACAUUGUAUCCACCCAUAUUCAACGGCGGUCAGGGAUACACAACUCAAAUUGAUCGAAACAACAUAACCAUUGCGGACGCAGUCCAGGUCUGUAACACUCGCUACAUGAACCAAGCGGCUUUUUUGCCUGCAACAUACGCAUACCAUUUCUCGGUGCCGCCAGCUGUUCACGGGGCGGACUUGUCAUACACCUUUUACGAUUUUGAAUCAGCAGUAGAUGGAGUUAACGCGACCGUUGCAAUGAUAUUACAGCAUUACAUCACCCAGUUCGCUGCCACGGGCACGCCAAAUGCACAUGGACUGCCAUAUUUUCCGCCUGCAACGGAGGGGUUAAGGGUCCAGAAUUUGGGCAGCGAUUAUGUAGGGCCCAUGCAGGACGAGUCUGGGGUUAGGGAUUUACCUGAGCGGUGUCAUUACUGGCAACAAGCACCUUACCUUUCUGGAGAUGAAGAAAUUUAUCGGAGUCGUCUUUGA